CUUCCCCUCUCUCUGCGGCUGCUGGAGAAGAAAGAGCCUUGAGAAAGAGAACCGAAUCCUUUCCUAAACAUUCACGCCUAAACUCUCUCUCUCUCUCUCUCUCUCUCUCUUAAAUUUUUUUUUUAAAAAAAAAACUGCAAUUCCAUACAACAAACCCAGUAACGCCAAGUUUCAUCAACCGAUUGAUUCAUUUUUCAAUGUCUCCAGAUGCCUUCUCUCCCCUUCAAUGCUCUUAAAUCACCACACCCUUCAACACCCUCAGUACAGCUCUGAGAGAAAAAACCCAUUGGAACAAGGAAAAGCAGAGUUUUCUACAGAGAGAAAGAUUAAAAAAAAAACAGAGCAAGUGAAGAAAAACAGAGCUUUUUCUUCAUGGGUUCUCUCAGUGAAGGUGAGAACUUGCUAAAACCCACUUGGGUGCACGGUCCUGUCAUCGUAGGAGCAGGCCCUUCUGGCCUUGCAGUCGCUGCUUGUCUGGAAAAGAGCGGCAUCCCGUCGAUCGUGCUUGAGAAAACCAACUGCAUAUCUUCUCUCUGGCAACAACGGACCUACGACCGCUUGAAUCUCCACCUACCCAAGCAGUUCUGCGAGCUACCGUUAAUGGGUUUUCCCAAGGACUUCCCAAAGUACCCCUCAAAGCGCCAAUUCAUCAAGUACAUGGAGUCCUACGCUACGGAAUUCUCCAUCAAGCCAAAGUUCGAGCAGUCGGUCCGGAGCGCCGAGUUCGAUUCGGCUUGUGGGUUGUGGAGGAUUCGAACCCAAGACGUCGAGUACAUGUCUCGGUGGCUCAUUGUCGCAACGGGAGAGAAUGCCCAGCCUGUAAUUCCUGAAAUUACAGGGAUUGAGAAGUUCCAUGGCCCUGUUCUUCACACCAGAGUGUAUAAGUCAGGUGCUGAUUUCAGCCAGCAGAAGGUUUUGGUGGUGGGGUGUGGGAAUUCUGGUAUGGAAGUUAGCUUGGAUCUUUGUGGUCACAAUGCCAACCCUCAUAUGGUGGCUAGAAACACUGUGCAUAUUCUACCAAGAGAGAUGUUUGGCAUAUCCACAUUCAGAAUAGCAAUGGCUCUUCUCAAAUGGUUCCCUUUAAGACUUGUGGACCGGUUCCUCUUGCUAGUGGCUCAUUUCACCCUUGGAAAUACAGACCGGUUCGGUCUCCGAAGGCCCAAAACCGGCCCAAUCGAGCUCAAGAACACGACGGGCAAGACCCCGGUUUUGGACGUUGGCGCUUUAGCCAAAAUAAAAUCCGGAAAAAUCAAGGUGAUGGAAGGGGUGAAAGAGAUAACAAGGAGAGGAGCGAAAUUCGUUGAUGGUCAGGAAAAGGAGUUCGAUUCUAUAAUACUAGCAACGGGUUACAAGAGCAACGUUCCAUCAUGGCUCAAGGGCACGGAUUUCUUUACACCGCAAGGCAUGCCGAAAACCCCAUUCCCCGACGGUUGGAAAGGUGAGAAUGGGUUAUAUAGCGUGGGGUUUACGAUGCGAGGGCUCUUGGGUGCGUCCUUAGACGCAAUGAAAAUUGCCGAAGACAUAGGCCUGCAAUGGAAGAAAACAAGCAAGGACACUCACAAUCUCAACAGUACCCAUCUUGUCCUAUGUACAAAUUCUCACCGUAGAUCAUGAAAGAUUGGUCCUUCUCUUUUGUCCUUUUUCCAGGGGGUUUUGGUGAAAAACUCUUCUUGGGUCUUCAUCAUUUCCUUGUGGCUGGGAGCAGAUGUGGAGGGCUUGUGCUCUGUAUAUUACCCAAUUUUGCAUGGGUUCUUCUU
Messenger RNA from Magnolia sinica, 1757 nucleotides. RefSeq names its product probable indole-3-pyruvate monooxygenase YUCCA4. Lineage: Eukaryota; Viridiplantae; Streptophyta; Magnoliopsida; Magnoliales; Magnoliaceae. Gene Ontology annotation, molecular function: flavin adenine dinucleotide binding; monooxygenase activity. Bases 373 to 1614 code for a protein of 413 amino acids. The record is from RefSeq and is a predicted model, not a curated record. The transcript has 4 exons. Gene Ontology annotation, biological process: auxin biosynthetic process.